UAGAAGUUUUACACUGGUCAAUAUUUCAGAUUUUCUGUUGAAAAAAUAACAACAAAACAGCUAGAAUCAAUAAAUGAGCUUAGGAGACUGAUUCAGACACAUUACAAACUGUUUAAUAUGUCAAUAUAAGAUCCAGUUACCCGCCACUUUAUACCCCUUAGACAGCUGUGUAUAUAAUUCAUUACAGGAUACAACUGGACAUCGUCAUCCAUACAAGAAACCCUGUUAUACGUGAAGGCCUAUACUUAAAACUCGUUGGAUUUCACCAUGGAGACCAAAACCUUGCUAAUUCUAAUUACGGUGGUGGUCGUUUAUGUGCUGAUUGGUGGGGCCGUUUUAUACGGUAUCGAGCACACGAAUGAGUUACAAACCCAGACAACUGCAUCUGCCACAUACUUCAACUUCACUGGAGCCGUCAGUAGCUGUGUGACCACGGACCAGGUGCGCCAGUUCGUGACGGCCGUUAUCCAGGCGUACGAUGACGGGGUGCUGGUCACGGACUCCCAGACAUCAGCCUCGCAGUGGGACUACGCUAGCUCCACCUUCUUUGCGAUGACUGCAGUCACUACCAUAGGUUACGGUAAUCAGGCUCCAGCCACUAGUGGCGGCAAAGCCUUCAUCGUCAUCUAUGCUUUGCUGGGAAUACCCAUCAUGGGUCUUGUGUUAGCGGGACUAGGUGAAAAACUGGACGGCUUGUUAAAGCCACUGAAAGACAAAGUCUUCAUCAAGACAAACGAGAAAAUAGAUCAACUGGUCAAAUCUUUGAUAUUGGUAGCUUUGAUCCUUCUCGUUAUGUCUUUGAUCCCAGCCGGGAUUUUUGCCGCCAUUGAGGGCUGGUCGUACGGGGACGCCGUGUACUACACGAUAAUUACCAUGACAACCAUCGGGUUCGGAGACUUCGUUAUUGGUACAUCUGACAACGACUACCGCGCCCUGUACAAGCUGCUGAGCAGUGUGUGGAUCUUGCUAGGUCUGGCCAGUGUAGCCAUGCUCCUGUCCAACAUUACCGACCUGUACAAACGGAUCGCACCCGAGUCAAAGACUGACGACGAAAAGAAAGACGAAAAAGAGAAAAACGAAAAUAAGGAAUCUUCAGAAAAAGAAAAACCCGCAGAAACGAAAGACCCAAUAAAGGCCUAGCGUAAAAGACCAUUAAUAAUCAUUAUUCCCAAAGGCAACGUAGAUGCACUAUGCAGAUGCUGAUAGGGUAUAGUCACCAAUUGUUUGAAAGUACUCAACUCAGUUCUCAAUGGAAGUCCUUACUACCAUAACAGACAAAUGGAUAACUAAGUUUAACGAACGACCUCGGGGCUCAAAUCCUUAAUGGACAAGAUGAGGUGCAUAUGUUGAUAAACCCUCAGAUUUGAGGCUGAAACAUAAGGACAGUUGGUGACUACGGAACAUGAUCUAUGAACUACCCGUAAAUUAUCCCUCUGUGUGAUUGAAGUGAAGUGAAUCCUUAAACUCUUUCUUGUGACCAUCAAGACAUUGUAAUUUGUGCCUUUAUUUUAUGUAAUACAAUUGACAUCGUUUUGUACCGUUUUCGAUGAAUUUAAUAAGUUGGUUAUUGUGAUACCGUUUUCUGGGAUAAAUGCGUCACGGUUUAAAUUUUGAAUUUACCGGGUAGCAGUAAGUACAAAAUUUACAAUAAAUUGUAUUUACUGCCACCCAGUAAAUUCGCAACAAAUUUUGUAUUUACUGCCAACCGGUAAAUUCAAAAUUUACAACAUGACAAAAGCACACAGAUGCCAAAUUAUUAACCUUGUUAGUUGCAGUCACCAUUUCAACUGGGAAACGAUUCAUAGUUUUGUUUAGACACUUCUUUGAAAGGGUUGUGACCCUUAGCAUUGCGCUAGUUGUUUUAGGAAUAUGACUGAAUAUGUAUUAUAUACAUAAUAGAUAAAAUAAAUUAAAAAAAUAUUUUUGCUA
Messenger RNA from Magallana angulata, 1929 nucleotides. RefSeq names its product potassium channel subfamily K member 2-like. The record is from RefSeq and is a predicted model, not a curated record. Gene Ontology annotation, biological process: stabilization of membrane potential; potassium ion transmembrane transport. Bases 268 to 1140 code for a protein of 290 amino acids. Gene Ontology annotation, cellular component: membrane. The transcript is spliced from 6 exons. NCBI's taxonomy places the organism in Eukaryota, Metazoa, Mollusca, Bivalvia, Ostreida, Ostreidae. Gene Ontology annotation, molecular function: potassium ion leak channel activity.